This is a messenger RNA of Aplysia californica (California sea hare), 430 nucleotides long. RefSeq names its product protein jagged-1b-like. The record is from RefSeq and is a predicted model, not a curated record. The coding region runs from base 26 to 430 and encodes 134 amino acids. Gene Ontology annotation, cellular component: membrane. NCBI's taxonomy places the organism in Eukaryota, Metazoa, Mollusca, Gastropoda, Aplysiida, Aplysiidae. The transcript has 3 exons. Gene Ontology annotation, molecular function: calcium ion binding; Notch binding. Gene Ontology annotation, biological process: Notch signaling pathway; cell communication.
AAUUGAACUCCGGAUCUACUGUGACAUGUUCUAUUACGGCAACCAGUGUGACAGAUACUGCAAGGCUCGGGACGACGAGAGGGGACAUUACCGUUGUAACCCUGUCACAGGAGAGAAGAUCUGUCUCUUUGGAUGGGGCUCUGACGACUGUCUCACCAACCUGGACGACUGUAACGGUCAUCGGUGUCAUGACGGGGCCACCUGUAUGGACCACAUCGGCUACUACACCUGCAAGUGCCCGCCUGGGAGAACUGGCGUGUACUGUGACGGUGAGAUCAACGAAUGUGCCAGCUCACCAUGUCAUAAUGGUGGCACGUGUGUUGAUGAAAGCAACGGCUUUACUUGUGAGUGUCCUGAGGGCUGGGCUGGCCUGCUCUGUGAGAUCAAGAUCGUGCCGUGUAAAGUGGAUAACUGCGUGCACGUGAGUUAA